UUCAGCUGUAGGUCAAGAUGUGUGAGAAGAAGGACCUUGUUGACAUCCUGGAUGAUUUAAGAAAAGCUGAUUUCGACACCUUUAAAUGGCAUCUGAAGCAAGAAACCUGGAACGGCAAGGGACCCAUCAAAGAAAGCAAAUUGGAGGAUGCAAAGAUACUUGCAGUUGUGGACCUGAUGGUCCAGAUGUUUGAGCUCCCUGGAGCUGUGGAGGUCAUGGUGAACAUUUUAAAGAAGAUCAACAGGAAUGACCUGGUGAAGAAGCUCGAAGAUCUGAGUCCUGCAGCUGCAGUGAAGAAAGAUGAAUCAAAACCUUCAGCUGGAGCGAGGAACAAGGGAGAGGAAUUCUCUGAUCCAGAGGAAAAACUUUUCAAGGUUCGCCCUGAGUUUGUGGACAGAGUUUCUGAGGAAAUCCUGAUUCAGCUCCUUGAUGGCCUGGAGGCAGAUGGGGUCUUUAAUUGUUCAGAGAAAGAAGGUAUGCUUCAAAAGAACCAAACCAGAGCAAACAAGGCCCGGGAGACCAUCAAUGCUGUGAUGAAGAAAGGACAGAUAUCCUGCAGACUGAUGAUCAAACAUCUUCAUCUCAUAGAUCCUACUCUGUCCAAUCAGCUGGGUUUGUCUUCUAACUGAUGUUAGAAAUAAAUAAUUCUGUGUUUGAAGAUGCUAUAUCUCUUUUAGCUGCCUGCAUGCUCAUAUAUACACACAUGUAUGCUCAUAUAUAGACAGAUAAGGUUAAAGGAAAUGACACAGUAGGGAACGCCUUCUUUAGGGGGUAGCUUAGAUAGAGGCCAACAAAAGGAAUAAGAUACUGGUGUUUGGUGCCAUUUUGCUGUGUUUUCCCACCAGAAAAACAUGAUGGACCAGUCCUGCAUUUUGUAUUAAUAAAUGGAAUUCAUGAAUUCAACUUACCGACUCUUCUUGAAUCUUAUACAUUCCUAACCUAGCUGGAGAAAGGAUAUUUCUCCACAAAUGGAAGCACUGCUGAGAUGUAUGGAAAACAGUGAUUUGAAAAAUGGAGACGCCAGAGUAUGGGUAAACCCACAAAAACAAAAAGUAGAUAGAAACUUUUAAUUGUGUAAUUGAAUGUAACCAAAUCAAAAGAGUUGCCGUCUGAGUUGUUUUGCUCCCAAAUUGAAGGGUGCAGUGUAACUUUAUGGUGAAAUAAAGGAUUUAAAAAAAAGAUAAAAAGGUGUGCCUGGAAUUUGCAGUCCUGUACCCGACAAACCUGACGAGGUAUCUGUGAGCUAUUACACUCAGUGUGGAGUUGGACCCUCAAGUUCAUAGAAAAGAUUUAAAAGUCUCUGUUUUAUUGAGUUUUUGGGAACACCUACACUGAUUAUUUGGGAUGUGGACCCAAGGGGAUGCUGGCCACAGCCAGUGGAAAGGAAUGCAGGCAUGCUGACCCCUCCAAUCUAUUGUCCAUGUGUGCAUUACAUAUGUCAGUGUGUAUUAUUUCAUAAGGGGAUGUAGUCAUGCUGACCCCACAUAUCUGAAUCUUUAUAACACAGAGAAGUCUUUUAUUCGGUGCAACUUCACCUAUAUAAAGUAGCAUAUAGAUGGUUUCAGACCUAAGAUGUUCUCCCUGAAGCAAACAUCUUUGGUUUAUAGUCCCCAAUAAUGGACCAAUUUCAUCAUAGUCUAAGGAGAACAAAGCAGGACAAAUGGGGGUUGCUUAUCAAAGCAGAAUGAACAAUUCAUUCACAUUUUAAAAUUUAAGGGGUUCUACCAA
Messenger RNA from Poecilia latipinna (sailfin molly), 1728 nucleotides. RefSeq lists its product as uncharacterized. Bases 18 to 629 code for a protein of 203 amino acids. NCBI's taxonomy places the organism in Eukaryota, Metazoa, Chordata, Actinopteri, Cyprinodontiformes, Poeciliidae. The transcript is spliced from 3 exons. The record is from RefSeq and is a predicted model, not a curated record. Gene Ontology annotation, biological process: regulation of apoptotic process.